AUGUUUGUCGGCGAUUGCCAGGAUUCCCGGGAGGAGACUACUGCGGUUGGAGCGAAGUUGUUGUACGUGAUAGGGAAGUCCUGCUAUACACACAAAGGAGAAAAACUGUUAAAUUGGGACUUGUUUGGACCGUUCGUCAUAUCACUGUUGUUUCCAUUAGUCGUUUAUCUUCCAAUUGCUGGUGAUCAUAACGGCACACAAAGCGUGGCCUUUUCGCUCUUCUUCUUGUUCAUUUGGCUGUUGGCGUUUAUCGCAGCCCUAAAUGCUUCACUUGUAGGAACAUAUUUGGGAUGUUUGCCUACUGUGUCGAUUGUGAUAUACGGCAUAUUCCCAAUAUGCUUGGCAUCAAUACCGUCUAAGUUUCUGCCAUUUUUUGCGCGGGUCAUCGUAGUGAGUGCUGCCACUAUAUACGCGCUAUUAGUUUCGAAAAAAACGCUCGAGGCGCACGUGGUGAAGGACAGAUGGGUGAUGGCGUAUCAGCCCAUAGUUUUCAUGUACAUAACGGCCGGCGUACUAAUUGUGUUUAACAGCUAA
Messenger RNA from Babesia bigemina, 534 nucleotides. RefSeq lists its product as hypothetical. Bases 1 to 534 code for a protein of 177 amino acids. Lineage: Eukaryota; Apicomplexa; Aconoidasida; Piroplasmida; Babesiidae. The record is from RefSeq and is a predicted model, not a curated record. The transcript has 6 exons.